AAUCAAAAAUAAUUUGUAGAGAGGGAGAGGGAGAGGGAGAGGGAGAUAUAGAGCGAGAAACAAGGCGCGGAGAGGCCGUCCGAAAACAACACAACGUACACAGCACCCAGCGCUGCACCCUGCACCCUGCACCUUCACCUGCUACUGGACUGGAAGUUCCUCCUCUUUUUCAUUUUUUUUUAUCUUUCAAAGAAAUUUCUGGUCGUCGUCGCUUUUUCUUUCUGUCCAACUCGCUUCUUCCCAUUCUUGGAUUAGACUUUAGGCCUCCUCGAAAUUCGAACUUGAUACUCCUCCUAAUACUGCACUUUCCCGAAAUUGCGUAAAUCACCUCCAUCGCCAGAUCACCCCAACUUAUAUCCAUUUCCCAUUUUUUCCCCUUCUCAAGUUUAUACCAUAUUUAAAUUUAUUCAGAUCUUGCUAAUUUGAUUUGCUUCCCUAAUUUACUCCGAUCGAUCAGUCCAAUCCAUCUUUCCGUCCUCCGAUCACAUCUUUCUUUUAUUAAUCCAAUCUUAAUGUAAUGUGAAGAGUGUAUAUACAAAUUCCUUGUUUUCUAAUACUAGUAGCAUAUUUUGUCAGGCUAAGUUGAUUUUCCUUCUUUUUUCUUUUUCGUGGAAUUUUGGGGUUGGUGAGCUGUGGUGGUUCUGAUAGAAGAGUUCUUUUAAUUUUUUGGGUUAUUGGAUCGACGGCCGCCCGGAGGUAGCUGUCGGAUGAAAGAGGAAAGGGGUGUCGGAUAAUACUAGUACAUGUUUAACAAAAAAUCGACGAUGAAAUGGGCAACAUUGCUUAAAGACUUCAAAGAAAAGGUAGGUUUAUCGCAGACCCCAUCCGCCGCAGCAUCCUCGUCUUCUUCUUCUUCUGCUGUCUCCUCCCCGUUUCCUGAUUACAAUGCGUUCUCAUCCAACCAAGAAUUCUCGUCAUCACCUUCAAGGGACAAAUAUGAACUGGAAUUGGAUUUUAAGAGAUAUUGGGAAGAGUUCCGGUCUUCAAUUUCUGAGAAGGAGAAGGAAAAGGCCUUGAAUUUAACUAUUGAUGUUUUCUGUAGAUUAGUAAAGCAGCACGGAAAUGUUGCUCAACUAAUUACGAUGCUGGUAGAGACACACAUAUUUUCGUUUGUUGUGGGAAGAGCAUUUGUAACAGAUAUUGAAAAGUUGAAACUUAGCAGCAAAACCAGAUCUUUGGAAGUUCGUAGAGUUCUAAACUUUUUUGCAGAAGUCACAAAGGAUGGUGUGCGUCCUGGUGCAAAUUUAUUGCAUGCUGUGGAAGUCCUUGUAUCUGGGCCUAUUGAUAAACAAUCACUCCUGGAUUCUGGGAUCUUAUGUUGUCUCAUCCAUGUUCUCAAUGCUCUUCUGGGUCCGGAUGGAGGCAACCAGAGGCAAAAGAUUCUUGAUCAUCAGGAGCCAUUAUUAACUGAAGGAAUCCAAAAUGAUGACAAUGGAUAUGCCCGCCGGCUCGAGGUUGAAGCAAGUGUUGUCCAUGUUAUGAAAGCUUUGGCCAGCCAUCCUUCAGCUGCACAAAGUUUAAUAGAGGACAAUUCACUUCAAUUACUCUUUCAAAUGGUUGCCAAUGGUUCUUUAGUUGUUUUCUCCCAAUAUAAGGAAGGUCUAGUUCCCUUGCAUAACAUACAGCUUCACAGACAUGCAAUGCAGAUACUUGGCCUUCUACUGGUUAAUGAUAAUGGCAGCACUGCCAAGUAUAUAAGGAAGCAUCAUCUGAUAAAAGUACUUCUGAUGGCUGUAAAGGAUUUUGAUCCUGAUUGUGGGGAUUCUGCCUACACGAUGGGCAUUGUGGACUUACUUCUUGAAUGUGUUGAGUUGUCGUACAGACCAGAUGCUGGAGGUAUCAGGCUGAGGGAGGAUAUCCACAAUGCCCAUGGUUACCAAUUCCUUGUCCAGUUUGCAUUAGUUCUUGCUAAAGAUAAAGGUGGUCAGAGAUUUCAUUCCAACUGUAUUCCCAGUGAAGACCCUGCUCUAGGAAAUCUGUCUUCUGAUGAUUGUAUUGAGAGCAAGAACACUGGGGAAAAAGGAUCGGAGCUCUCUUCGAAAUGUCUCUCUCCUACAUUAUCGAGGUUGCUUGACGUUCUUGUUAAUCUUGCUCAGGCUGGUCGAGCUGAUUCUUAUGGAUCACCUGGGUCCAAAGUGUCCAGAGGUUCUCAUGCAAAGCCUGCAGGGCAUGGCAGAAGUCGUACAUCAUCAGCUGACAGACUAACUGAUGAACUUUGGGAGAAAGAUAAUGACAAAAUCAAGGAUCUUGAAGCUGUUCAAAUGUUUCAGGAUAUUUUUCUUAAAGCAGGUAGUAGGGAACUGCAGGCAGAAGUAUUAAAUAGAAUGUUCAAGAUAUUCUCCAGUCAUAUUGAAAACUACAAGUUGUGUCAACAGUUGCGGACUGUGCCCCUUUUGAUCCUCAACAUGGCUGGGUUUCCCCCAUCUUUGCAAGAGAUUAUUCUGAAAAUUCUUGAAUAUGCUGUGACUGUUGUUAAUUGUAUUCCCGAACAGGAACUACUUUCUCUUUGUUGUUUGCUCCAGCAACCAAUUACAUCUGAAUUGAAGCAUACAAUUCUUUCUUUCUUUGUUAAGCUGUUAUCUUUUGAUCAGCAGUACAAGAAAGUCCUAAGAGAGGUAGGUGUGCUUGAAGUUCUGUUAGAUGAUCUAAAACAGCACAAACUCCUCUUAGGACCAGAUCAGCAAAAGAAUGAUCUUAAUCAGUUGGAGAGAAAAUCUAGUUCAAGCAACUUCAAGAAACAUAUGGACAGUAAAGAUACGAUUCUUUCUUCACCCAAACUCUUGGAAUCUAGUUCUGGUAAACUCCCUCUUUUUGAGAUAGAAGGCACGAUUGCAGUUUCAUGGGAUUGUAUGGUCUCCUUAUUGAGGAAAGCUGAAGCUAAUCAAGCAUCAUUUCGGUCCUCUAGUGGGGUGCCCUUUGUCCUUCCUUUUCUUGUAUCUGAUAUUCACCGCCCUGGUGUCCUUCGGGUCUUAUCCUGCUUGAUCAUUGAAGAUUCUGCUCAGGUUCAUCCAGAAGAGCUGGGAGCACUAGUUGAAGUUCUAAAAAGUGGAAUGGUCACAAGUGCUUCAGGAUCUCAAUACAGACUACAGGAUGACGCAAAAUGUGAUACAUUUGGAGCCUUAUGGCGGAUUCUGGGCAUUAAUAGUUCUGCUCAACGGGUUUUUGGUGAAGCAACUGGAUUUUCUCUUCUGCUAACCACGCUUCACAGUUUUCAAAACGAUGGAUACACAAAAGAGUAUUCCUUGGUGGUGUACAUUAAGGUGUUUACAUAUUUGUUGCGUGUAAUAACAUCUGGGGUUUGUGAUAAUGCUGUUAACAGGGUAAAGUUGCAUUCUGUUAUAUCCUCCCAAACAUUUUAUGAUCUUCUAUUGGAGUCUGGGUUGAUUUGUGUGGAGUGCGAAAGGCAAGUUAUACAGUUGUUGCUGGAGCUUGCUCUUGAGAUAGUGCUUCCUCCCUUCUUGUCAUCAGAAGCUGUUGCAUCAUCGGAUAAUUUGGAAAAUGGGUCUGUUAGUUCUCUUAUGAUUAUUCCAUCUGGGUCUUCUGUUCCUGAUAAGGAACGGGUGUAUAAUGCUGGUGCAGUUAGGGUCCUGAUACGAUCUUUGUUGCUCUUCACUCCAAAGGUGCAAUUAGAAGUGCUAAAUAUGAUUGAAAAGCUUGCUCGUGCUAGCUCUUUUAAUCAAGAAAACCUUACGUCUGUAGGUUGUGUUGAACUUCUGCUUGAGACAAUAUACCCAUUCCUUUCUGGCUCAUCACCGCUGCUGUCAUACGCUCUGAAGAUUGUGGAGGUUCUUGGAGCAUAUAAGUUAUCAACUUUGGAGCUUAGAGUGCUCGUUAGGUAUAUCCUGCAAAUGAGAUUAGCAAGUUCUGGUCGUUUUCUCUUUGAUAUGGUGGAAAAACUGAUUCUUACCGAGGAUAUGGAUUCAGAAAAUGUUUCUUUAGCACCGUUUGUUGAGAUGGAUACGAGCAAGUUGGGUCAUGCUUCCAUUCAAGUGCCACUAGGUGAAAGAUCUUGGCCUCCUGCCGCUGGUUAUUCUUUUGUCUGUUGGUUUCAAUUCCGGAAAUUCUUGAAAUCACCAUUGAAAGAGGCAGAGGCUUCCAGACCUGGAUCAUCCAGAAGGCAAAGCGUAACUGGUGGACAGCUUCCUAUCUUUCUCCGAAUAUUUUCUGUUGGGGCAGCAGAUAGUGGAAGCACCUUUUAUGCGGAGCUUCGUCUUGAUGAAGAUGGUGUUUUGACCCUUGCCACAAGCAGCUCUUCCUCCUUAUCAUUUUCUGGCUUAGAAAUUGAGGAAGGUCGAUGGCAUCACCUUGCUGUUGUACAUAGUAAACCAAAUGCUUUGGCUGGACUAUUCCAAGCUAGUUUUGCUUAUGUUUAUCUUAAUGGAAAGCUUAGGCACACAGGGAAAUUAGGAUAUUCUCCCUCUCCUGCUGGGAAGCCCCUCCAAGUAACAAUUGGCACACCAGCUACUUGUGCUAGAAUUAGUGAUUUGUCAUGGAAGCUUAGAUCUUGUUAUCUUUUUGAGGAGGUGCUGUCACCAGGUUCUAUUUGUUUCAUGUAUAUUCUCGGAAGAGGAUAUAAGGGGCUGUUUCAAGAUACUGAUCUUUUGCAAUUUGUUCCAAACCAAGCAUGUGGUGGAGGUAGUAUGGCCAUUUUAGAUGCUUUGGACACUGAUUUACUUCUUUCUUCUGGCACGCAAAAGCCUGAGGGUGCAGGCAAGACAGGUAGCUCAAAGGCUGAUCGUAGUGGGUUUGUUUGGGAUUCAGAAAAACUUGGAAACCUGUCGCUCCAGCUUUUGGGUAAGAAACUGAUAUUUGCAUUUGAUGGCACGAGUACAGAAUUACUGCGUGCUUCUGGAACUUCUUCUUUGCUCAAUCUUGUUGAUCCAAUGUCCUCUGCAGCUUCUCCUAUUGGUGGAAUACCACGUUUUGGACGGCUUCUUGGCGAUGUUUUUGUUUGUAAGCAGUGUGUGAUUGGUGACUCCAUUCGCCCAAUUGGUGGAAUGGCUGUUGUCCUAGCCCUUGUUGAAGCUUCUGAAACCAGGGAGAUGUUGCACAUGGCCUUGACAUUACUUGCCUGUGCACUUCAUCAGAAUCCUCAGAAUGUGAGAGACAUGCAAAAAUACCGAGGAUACCACUUGCUUGCUCUUUUUUUGCAUCGCAGGAUGUCAUUGUUUGACAUGCAAUCACUUGAGAUCUUUUUCCAGAUUGCUGCAUGUGAAGCAUCUUUUUCUGAACCCAGGAAGGUUGAAAUUCCUCGUAAUUUAUCACCUACUCUAUCCCCUCCAGAAACCAGCUUUGAGGAGCUUAAUUUAUCAAAAUUCCGUGAUGAGUUUUCAUCAGUUGGGUCUCAUGGAGAUUUGGAUGAUUUCUCUGCCCAAAAAGAUUCAUUUAGUCAUAUUUCAGAGCUUGAAACAUCUGACAUGCCUUCUGAAACAUCUAACUGCAUAGUUUUAUCAAAUGCUGACAUGGUUGAGCAUGUCUUGUUGGACUGGACCCUUUGGGUCACAGCUCCAGUACCUAUUCAAAUUGCUCUUUUGGGCUUUCUUGAGCAUCUAGUCUCCAUGCAUUGGUACAGAAACCAUAAUCUCACAAUUCUUCGGAGAAUUAACCUUGUUCAACAUCUACUAGUAACUCUUCAAAGGGGUGAUGUUGAAGUUCCUGUGUUAGAGAAACUAGUUGUACUAUUAGGGGUUAUUUUGGAAGAUGGAUUUCUGGCUUCUGAGUUGGAACACGUGGUUAGGUUUACAAUUAUGACAUUUGAUCCACCAGAACUGAUGUCACGUCAUCAAAUAACACGAGAGGCAAUGGGGAAACAUGUUAUAGUAAGAAAUAUGCUACUUGAGAUGCUAAUUGAUCUACAGGUGACAAUCAAAUCAGAGGAGUUGCUUGAGCAGUGGCAUAAAAUUGUUUCAUCAAAAUUGAUAACUUAUUUUCUUGAUGAAGCUGUUCAUCCUACAAGCAUGAGAUGGAUCAUGACUCUUCUUGGUGUCUGCCUUGCGUCUUCCCCUACGUUCACACUCAAGUUUCGUUCAAGCGGAGGAUAUCAAGGUUUGGCAAGGGUGCUUCCAAGUUUUUAUGACUCUCCGGAUAUUUAUUAUAUUCUGUUUUGUUUGAUAUUUGGCAAGCCUGUUUAUCCAAGAUUACCAGAAGUCCGAAUGCUCGACUUCCAUGCCCUUAUGCCAAAUGACGGAAACUACAGGGAGUUAAAAUUUGUUGAAUUAUUAGAUGCAGUGGUUGCAAUGGCAAAAUCAACAUUUGAUAGGUUAUCUAUGCAGUCAAUGCUUGCCCACCAAACAGGCAAUUUUUCGCAAGUUGGUGUCGGUCUGGUGGCAGAACUAGUAGAAGGAAAUGCAGACAUCGGUGGAGAUCUUCAGGGCGAAGCACUGAUGCACAAAACUUAUGCAGCUCGCCUUAUGGGGGGAGAAGCUCCUGCUCCUGCUGCUGCUACCUCAGUCCUUAGAUUCAUGGUUGAUCUGGCAAAGAUGUGUCCUCCUUUCUCUGCUGUCUGCAGACGAGCUGAAUUUCUAGAAGGCUGUGUUGACCUUUAUUUUUCCUGUGUGAGGGCUGCUCAUGCUCUGAAGAUGGCAAAAGAUCUAUCUGUAAAGGUAGGAGAGAAGAACAUAAAUGAUGGUGAUGAUACCUGCAGUUCUCAGAACACUUUCUCAAGCUUGCCUCAAGAACAAGAACAAUCCAUUAAGACUUCAAUAAGCAUAGGGAGCUUUCCUCAGGGGCAGGUUAGUACAAGUUCUGAAGAUGUUGCCAUUAUGCCAAAUAAUAUGGUUGGUCAUAUAUCAGAAGUAUAUAAUACUGCAUCGCAGCAGGAGGUGGAGAAAGUAGUUCAAGAAGAUGUUCAAUCAAUUCCUAAUUCAGAUGUAGAACCUGGUGACCAGGGGUCCACUGUGACUUCUGGCAGUAAUGAGUUAAGUUUCCGUGAUGCAAAAAGCACACAAGAUCAAGUUCUCGAAGAUUCUCAGUUUGAAUCCCCUAAUGUAUCUGAGAGAUCUAGUUCUAGAAUCUCAGUCACAACUUCCUCAACUCCUAUUGUGGCAUUGACUUCAUGGCUAGGAUCAGUGAGUCACAGUGAAUUGAAAGGGCAUUUGGCAGACACUCCUUCUAUGGAAUCUUCUACAUCUAUUAAUGAAAUCGAACCUUCUUCUGAUCUUAAGUCCGGUUCUCAGGGACAGUUUUCCGCAAACACAUUAUUUGCACUGAACCCGAAGCUACUUCUUGAAGUGGAUGAUUCUGGUUAUGGUGGUGGGCCAUGUUCUGCUGGAGCUACUGCUGUGUUGGAUUUUAUGGCAGAAGUUCUUUCUGAUUUUGUUACUGAACAAAUCAAAUCAGCUCCUCUCAUUGAGACUAUUCUGGAAAGUGUCCCUAUAUAUGUUGAUGCUGAAUCUGUUUUAGUUUUUCAGGGGUUGUGCCUUAGUAGAUUGAUGAACUUUGUUGAAAGGCAGCUACUGCGUGAUGAUGAGGAAAAUGAGAAAAAGUUAGAUAAGAGCCGCUGGUCCUUGAACUUGGAUGCUUUAUGCUGGAUGAUAGUCGAUCGUGUGUAUAUGGGGGCUUUUCCUCGGCCUGCUGAUGUAUUGAAGACUUUGGAAUUCCUCUUGUCCGUGUUGCAACUGGCAAACAAGGAUGGUCGAAUUGAAGAGGCAACUCCCACUGCAAAAGGGCUGUUAUCGAUUGGUAGAGGAAGCAGGCAGCUUGAUGCCUACAUACAUGCAUUGUUCAAGAAUAUGAACCGAAUGAUAUUGUUCUGUUUCCUUCCCUCAUUCUUGAUCACUUUAGGAGAAGAUGAACUUCUUUCAAGCUUAGGCUUGCAAAUGGAGCAGAAAAGAUUGUUCCCAAACAGUUUACCUGAAGAUAGAACUGUUGAUAUUUGUACAGUUUUGCAGUUACUAGUUGCUCAUAGACGGUUAAUAUUUUGCCCCAGCAACCUUGACACUGAUCUUAAUUGCUGCCUCUGUGUUAAUCUGAUAUCACUACUGCGGGACAAUAGACAAAAUGUACAGAGCAUUGCUGUUGAUAUUCUCAAGUAUCUUCUGGUGCAUCGUAGGGUUGCAUUUGAGGACUUGCUCGUCUCCAAACCUAACCAAGGGCUUCCUCUGGAUGUCCUACACGGUGGUUUUGACAAGCUUUUAACUGGAAGUUUAUCAGCAUUUUAUGAGUGGCUCCACCUUUCUGAACAAAUUGUCAAUAAAGUUAUGGAACAGUGUGCUGCAAUUAUGUGGGUUCAGUAUAUUGCUGGUUCGUCCAAGUUUCCUGGAGUGAGGAUAAAAGGUAUGGAUGGUCGUCGUAAAAGAGAAAUGGGGAGAAAGUCAAGGGACAUAUCAAAGUUAGACCAAAGACAUUGGGAUCAGGUAAAUGAACGGAGAAUUGCACUUGAAUUGGUUCGUGAUGCAAUGGCUACUGAAUUAAGAGUUGUCCGACAAGAUAAGUACGGUUGGGUGCUCCAUGCUGAAAGUGAGUGGCAAGCCCAUCUCCAGCAACUUGUACAUGAGCGUGGAAUCUUUCCAAUGCGUAAAUCCUCAACAAGUGAGGAGCUGGAAUGGCAGCUUUGCCCCAUUGAAGGUCCAUACAGGAUGCGUAAAAAGCUUGAAAGGUGCAAACUAACGAUUGAUACCAUUCAGAAUGUUCUGCAUGGACAGUUUGAGUUAGAGGACUUAGAACUGUCAAAGGAAAAACCUGAAAAUGAACUCAAUACUUCUGACGAGUCUGAUUUGUUUUUCAAUCUUUUAAAUGGCAAUAUAAAAGAGGAUUCUUCUGAUGGUGAGAUGUAUGUCGAGUCGAAUUUGAAAGAAUCAGAUGAUGUAAAAGAUGUUGCUUCUAGUAGAGCUGGAUGGCUUGAAGAUCGGGACAGCAGUAUAAAUGAAAUGAGUGUUCACUCUGCUGCUGAAUUUGGUGUGAAGUCCAGUGCUGCCUCAUUUCGAAGAGCAGAUAGUGUUCAAGGAAAGUCAGAUCUAGGGUCUCCAAGGCAGUCUUCUUCAAUGAGAGUUGACGAAGUGAAAGUGGUUGAGGACAAAUCUGAUAAGGAGUUGAACGAUAAUGGUGAAUACUUGAUCAGACCUUAUCUGGAACCUUUUGAGAAGAUAAAGUACAAGUACAAUUGUGAGAGAGUUGUUGGUCUUGAUAAGCAUGAUGGUAUCUUUCUCAUUGGAGAACUAUCUUUAUAUGUCAUUGAGAACUUUUAUAUUGAUGAUUCUGGGUGCAUAUUUCAGAAAGAAUCUGAAGAUGACCUAUCUGUCAUUGAUCAGGCAUUGGGUGUAAAGAAAGAUUUUUCUCUCAGCAUGGAGUCUCAUUCCAAGUCAACUUCCUCCUGGGGUGCAGCAGUAAAGACAUAUGUUGGUGGAAGGGCAUGGGCUUAUAAUGGGGGUGCUUGGGGAAAGGAAAAGGUGUAUAGUAGUGGAAAUGUGCCCCAUCUAUGGCGAAUGUGGAAGCUUAAUAGUGUUCAUGAGAUUUUGAAGCGUGAUUAUCAACUUCGACCUGUUGCUAUUGAAAUAUUUAGCAUGGAUGGUUGCAAUGAUCUUCUUGUCUUCCACAAAAAGGAGAGAGAAGACAUAUUCAGAAAUUUAGUUGCCAUGAAUCUCCCUAGAAACAGCAUGUUGGACACAACAAUCUCAGGUUCAACAAAACAGGAAAGCAAUGAAGGCAGUCGCCUUUUUAAGGUUAUGGCCAAAUCGUUUUCCAAGAGGUGGCAAAAUGGAGAAAUCAGCAACUUUCAGUAUCUAAUGCAUCUAAACACUUUAGCUGGUCGUGGAUAUAGUGAUUUGACACAAUAUCCAGUUUUUCCCUGGGUUUUGGCUGAUUAUGAGAGUGAAGAUCUGGACUUGUCAGAUCCCAAAACAUUCCGCAGGCUUGACAAACCAAUGGGGUGUCAAACACCAGAAGGAGAAGAGGAGUUUAGGAAAAGAUAUGAAAGCUGGGAUGAUCCCGAAGUUCCCAAAUUUCAUUAUGGUUCUCAUUAUUCUAGUGCUGGGAUUGUGCUCUUUUACCUUAUACGCCUGCCACCAUUCAGUACUGAGAACCAGAAGCUGCAGGGUGGACAGUUUGAUCAUGCUGAUCGUCUUUUCAAUAGUAUAAAGGAUACAUGGUCAAGUGCUGCUGGAAAAGGUAAUACAUCAGAUGUCAAGGAACUGAUACCAGAGUUCUUCUAUAUGCCAGAAUUUCUGGAAAACAGAUUCAAUCUUGACUUGGGUGAGAAACAAUCAGGGGAAAAGGUUAAUGAUGUCAUAUUACCUCCUUGGGCAAAAUCCAGUGUAAGAGAGUUCAUCAGGAAGCACAGGGGAGCAUUGGAGUCUGACUAUGUUUCCGAGAAUCUGCAUCACUGGAUAGACCUUAUCUUUGGGUACAGGCAGAGAGGAAAGGCUGCUGAAGCAGCAGUAAAUGUCUUCUAUCAUUAUACCUACGAAGGCAGCGUUGAUAUUGACUCAGUAACAGAUCCAGCAAUGAAAGCCUCGAUUUUAGCACAGAUUAAUCACUUUGGCCAGACUCCUAAACAACUAUUUCUUAAGCCACACCCUAAACGGCGGUCUGACAGAAAAUUACCUCCUCAUCCACUCAAACACUCUCUGCAUCUUGUUCCUCAUGAGAUACGUAAGAACUCAUCCUCUAUAUCUCAGAUAGUAACUUUCAGUGACAAGAUUCUUGUGGCUGGGGCAAAUACUUUGCUGAAACCCAGAACAUAUGCCAAAUACAUUGCCUGGGGUUUUCCUGAUCGUAGCUUGAGGUUUAUGGGCUAUGAUCAAGAUAGGCUUCUCUCAACUCAUGAAAAUCUUCAUGGAGGCAACCAGAUACAGUGCACCAGUGCUAGCCAUGAUGGCCAGAUUCUGGUUACUGGGGGGGAUGACGGGUUGCUUUGUGUUUGGCGUGUUGUUAAAGAUGGGCCACGUGCUCUAAGGCAACUGCAGUCGGAGCGGACACUUUGUGCUCACACAGCCAAAAUAACAAGCCUUCAUGUCAGUCAGCCUUACAUGAUGAUUGUGAGCGGGUCAGAUGAUUGUACUGUUAUACUAUGGGAUCUUAGCUCAUUAGUUUUUGUUAGGCAGCUUCCUGAGUUCCCUUCUCCAGUUUCUGCAAUAUACGUAAAUGAUUUGACUGGGGAAAUUGUGACUGCAGCAGGUGUUACACUUGCUGUUUGGAGCAUCAACGGUGACUGCCUUGCAGUUGUCAACACAUCACAACUCCCAUCUGAUUUUAUACUAUCACUUACAGGGUGUACCUUCUCUGAUUGGCUGGAAGCUAACUGGUAUGUCUCUGGUCACCAGAGUGGGGCUGUUAAGGUCUGGAAAAUGGUUCACUGCUCUGAGGAUGUAGUCCCAACCAAAAUGACUGGAAACUUGACUGGGGGCUUAAACCUUGGAGAUGAAGUGCCUGAGUACAGGUUGGUUCUGCACAAGGUAUUGAAGUUUCACAAGCAUCCUGUCACUGCUCUUCACCUUACAAGUGAUCUAAAGCAGUUACUGAGCGGGGACUCUGGUGGACACUUAGUUUCAUGGAUGCUGCCAGAUGAAAGCUUGAAAUCUUCAAUUAAUCAGGGGUAACGAUGAGAAUUCAACGAUAUUUUUUUGGUUGAGGACCACUAUGUCCGGCUUUUGAUAUCUGUCCCUGAACAAGUUCUCUUUCAUUUUCGAAAGAAGGGACUUUAGCGCCACCUCAGACUAAUAAGACAAGUGCUGGACGAGAACAGAGACUACUGAUCUUUGGGAUGGGGGAAGUAAUCUGUUGGUGCUUAUGAUACUUCUGAAGCAUAUAGUCUCCGUUCUUUGCCUAGUGCCUUAAAAGAUGAGCAUGCGGGAGGCUGGGUGUAUCAUAUGUUGCCUUCUUGGUGGGUUCACGCGGAAGGUGGGUCUUGACUUUUGGAUGAGCCAAGGUAUCAACUUUCCCGAGGCUGUUGUACAUAAGUAGGGUAAAUGAGUCAAUGAGGUUGUAUAGCAGGAGGAUUUGUUGUUCAAGAUUCAGCUUUUUGUUACCUGGAAAAUGAAGUUUUGUGGAGUGUAAGCGGUUCAUAGAGUGGGUAUUCUUUUUGGCUUAAAUUCAUUUUCCAUGUAUGGAGGAGGGGGGGCUAUCGUCACCCCCUUUUUGUUUCAAAAUAUAUGAUCAAAUGUACAAUUCUUAUACAUCGUGUACAAAAAUGGAGUGCGGGCCUUAGGUUCCGCCCAUUCUGUAUUUUAAUAGCAUGGAAUGGAAAUGUUUUUCUGUUAAA
Messenger RNA from Coffea arabica (coffee), 12196 nucleotides. Its product is annotated as protein SPIRRIG-like. Gene Ontology annotation, molecular function: protein binding. The record is from RefSeq and is a predicted model, not a curated record. NCBI's taxonomy places the organism in Eukaryota, Viridiplantae, Streptophyta, Magnoliopsida, Gentianales, Rubiaceae.